AUGCACAGUCAUGUACGUGCUCAUUCUUAUCAUAGGGAUUUUUAUGUUUUCUUCUGCUUAUGAAAAUCUGUCUCUUCGGAAACCAACUUGGCAGAGUUCAUCACAUGAUGCCUCUGUUUCCGGUCCUGAAAAAGCGGUUGAUGGUUCGAAAACAGACUUAUCCUAUAGUGGACAUAAAUGUAGUGUAUCAGCUGAUAAACGGAUGAAUGCCACGUGGUGGGUUAACCUUACCGACAUUGUUAGCAUACAUGACAUUGUGAUUUACUACAGGACCGACAAGGAAUCCUGGGGACCAUCAAAUGGAUACACUAGCAGAUUUAUGGGAUUCUACGUGUACAUUUCAAACACAACAAACAGAGAAGAUGGUCACUUGUGUUUUCAUGACACAAACUACACCACAGCCACAAUCCCCACCGUUGCUAACAUUACAUGUCCAUUUUAUGGACAAUACGUGAUCUACUAUAACGAGAGACCAGUCAGAGACAGUUACACGACAGGACACUCUACAUAUGCCUUUAGUGAACUUUGUGAGGUCGAGGUUUAUGGUUGUUUAAGUCCCAGACGUUACGGAUCUGAUUGCUCAAAAGUUUGUCCAGAAAACUGCAAGGAGUACUGUCACAUAGAAUCGGGAAAUUGUCUACUGUGUUCCACUGGUUACAGAGGGGACCGCUGUGAACAAGAGUGUGAUAGUGGAUUCCAUGGUGAGAGUUGUAGCCUGACUUGUGGACAUUGUAAAUGGAAUAAGGAAUGCAAUCCAAUAAAUGGAACCUGUUUGAAUGGAUGUGCGGAGGGAUAUGAAAGAGAGUUUUGCAAUAAAAGUAUGGUUAAACACAAAUUGUGA
Molecule: messenger RNA, 841 nt
Organism: Saccostrea cuccullata (small rock oyster)
Lineage: Eukaryota; Metazoa; Mollusca; Bivalvia; Ostreida; Ostreidae
Product: multiple epidermal growth factor-like domains protein 10
Exons: 5
Coding region: 11-841 (276 amino acids)
Source: RefSeq, a predicted model, not a curated record